Messenger RNA from Leptonychotes weddellii (Weddell seal), 2547 nucleotides. The record is from RefSeq and is a predicted model, not a curated record. NCBI's taxonomy places the organism in Eukaryota, Metazoa, Chordata, Mammalia, Carnivora, Phocidae.
UCCCCUCAGCUUAUAGUUUGGCGCCUCCAGAUUUUGUUUUACUUCUUGACCUUGGAUAAACGCUGUCGGGAGGGAGGAGCGAACCGUGACUUCCUAUUGGCACGGGACUCUCUCCUUCCACUACUCCCGUCGCUGGGGCCAGCAGCAACUUCUUUUUUUCAGGCAGCAACGGGGCUCCUCCCCCUGUUGCAGCUACAUUCUGCAUGUGAAACUGAUAGCUGAUUUAUUUCAUAAUAGUGAAGAGCUUUCAUGCCAGCACAUGAUUUGGGAGUUGCUUCUUGUGACAUGGAUGAAUCUGCACUGACCCUUGGCACAAUAGAUGUUUCUUAUUUGCCAAAUUCAUCAGAAUACAGUGUUGGUCGAUGUAAGCAUGCAAAUGAGGAAUGGGGUGAGUGUGGUUUCAGACCUACUGUCUUCAGAUCUGCAACCUUAAAAUGGAAAGAAAGCCUAAUGAGCCGGAAAAGGCCAUUUGUUGGAAGAUGUUGUUAUUCCUGUACUCCCCAGAGCUGGGAUAAAUUUUUCAACUCCAGUAUCCCAUCUUUGGGUUUGCGGAAUGUUAUUUAUAUCAAUGAAACUCACACAAGGCACAGAGGAUGGCUUGCAAGACGUCUUUCUUACGUGCUUUUUGUUCAAGAGCGAGAUGUCCAUAAAGGCAUGUUUGCCACCAAUGUGGCUGAAAAUGUACUGAACAGCAGUAGAGUGCAAGAGGCAAUUGCGGAAGUGGCUGCUGAAUUAAACCCUGAUGGUUCUGCUCAGCAGCAAUCAAAAGCCAUCAAUAAAGUGAAAAAGAAAGCCAAAAGGAUCCUUCAAGAAAUGGUUGCCACUGUCUCACCAACAAUGAUCAGACUGACGGGAUGGGUGUUGCUCAAACUGUUCAACAGCUUCUUUUGGAAUAUUCAGAUUCACAAAGGCCAACUUGAGAUGGUUAAAGCUGCAACUGAGAUGAAUUUGCCACUUAUAUUUCUACCAGUUCACAGAUCACAUAUUGACUAUCUCCUGCUGACCUUCAUUCUCUUCUGCCAUAACAUCAAAGCACCGUACAUUGCUUCAGGCAACAAUCUGAACAUUCCCAUCUUCAGUACCUUGAUCCAUAAGCUUGGGGGCUUUUUCAUACGUCGGAGGCUGGAUGAAACGCCAGAUGGACGGAAGGAUAUUCUCUAUAGAGCUUUGCUCCAUGGGCAUAUAGUUGAGCUACUUCGACAGCAGCAGUUCUUAGAGAUUUUUCUGGAAGGUACACGCUCUAGGAGUGGAAAAACCUCCUGUGCUCGGGCAGGACUUUUGUCAGUUGUGGUAGAUACUUUGUCUACUAAUACCAUCCCAGACAUCUUGAUAAUACCUGUUGGAAUCUCCUAUGAUCGAAUUAUUGAAGGUCACUACAAUGGCGAACAGCUGGGAAAACCUAAGAAGAAUGAGAGCCUUUGGAGUGUAGCUAGAGGAGUUAUCAGAAUGUUACGAAAAAACUAUGGAUGUGUCAGAGUGGAUUUUGCACAACCAUUUUCCUUAAAGGAAUAUUUAGAAAGCCAGAGUCAGAAACCUGUGUCUGCUUCACUUUCUCUGGAGCAAGCAUUGUUACCAGCUAUACUUCCUUUAAGACCCAGUGAUGCUGCUGAUGAAGGUGCAGACACAUCCAUUAAUGCGUCCAGAAAUGUAACAGAUGAAUCCUUCCGAAGAAGACUGAUUGCAAAUCUGGCUGAGCACGUUCUCUUCACGGCUAGCAAGUCCUGUGCCAUUAUGUCCACGCACAUCGUGGCCUGCCUGCUCCUCUACAGACACAGGCAGGGCAUUGAUCUCUCCACAUUGGUGGAGGACUUCUUUGUGAUGAAGGAGGAAGUCCUGGCUCGUGAUUUUGACCUGGGCUUCUCAGGAAACUCUGAAGAUGUAGUCAUGCAUGCCAUACAGCUGCUGGGAAAUUGUGUCACGAUCACCCACACCAGCAGGAACGAUGAGUUUUUUAUUACCCCCAGCACAACUGUCCCAUCAGUCUUUGAACUCAACUUCUACAGCAAUGGCGUGCUCCAUGUCUUCAUCAUGGAGGCCAUCAUAGCCUGCAGCCUUUAUGCAGUUCUGAACAAGAGGGGCUCAGGAGGGCCUGCGGGGCCGUCCCCCAGCUUGAUCAGCCAGGAACAGCUGGUGCGGAAGGCCUCCAGCCUGUGCUACCUGCUCUCAAACGAAGGCACCGUAUCGCUCGUAAGUGGGCUCUUUAGUGCCGCCUGUUGUCUUUCUCUAGAGAAUUUUUAUGAAAACAUAAGCCACCUUUGUUUUUCUCUCAGGGAAUGUUUGGUCUGUUACUGAAGCUUUACAUUCUACUCCUGAGUCUCAGUGACUCUCAGGCCAAUAUGUUGUUUGCUAACUUUGUUUGCUAUUGGGGUCACUGCUCCAGUGAACCCUUGAUGUAGUUAUGAGGCGUGAUAGGACAGAUUGCUCAACAUUCUCCACGAGUCAGAGCCAAAGUUACUGAGCUCUUAUUGUACAUAAGGCACUGGGUCAGAGGCUUGUAAAUAAUUAAUAUGCCCAGAACGUAAGAGCCAAAAACAAUCUUAAAAAUCA